This is a messenger RNA of Adineta ricciae, 417 nucleotides long. The record is from the annotation of a GenBank genome assembly. Lineage: Eukaryota; Metazoa; Rotifera; Eurotatoria; Adinetida; Adinetidae.
AUGGUAGCGCUAAUGUUAUUACCAGUUUCUGAAGAAGAGCUACCGUUUCCACGUCCACAAUAUACAUCUUUAGCCGCAGCAACAAGUCUCAAUGUUACUCCCUCACAUUUAUCCACAUCAUCUCGAACAGAAAAUGAAUUCAAUGAAAUAGUAUUACCGUAUCCAUUACGUUUAGAAAAAGAUUAUCUUUAUGAAAUUGGAUUAAAUCCAGAUGAAUUCAUCGAUUAUUGUCGAUCGCAACAAAUGAAAUUCAUGUUCGAUAGUCCAAUGGAUAUAAUGAAUCAUUUUAUUCAACAUCGCUUGAAACAAGGAUUAGAUAUAGGUUUAAAUGAUGAAUGUUUAAACCAUUUGAAUAAUGUCCAGGUCAACAAAUCCGAUGCUGGAUCCGAUCGGAUCUUACCGGAUCCGACCAUCUGA